GGUCGCUUUCGCUUUCCCCGGGCCUGGGGAGGCGGUUCCCUGCUCCUUCCCCGAGCGCUUGUCUUGCAGGAGCCGGCGGAGGAGGCACCAUGGCCGGCUUGGAGCUGCUGUACAACUCGGUGGCGCCCGAGCUGGGCUGCGGGCAGGACGCCCUGCUCUGCUUCGUCCACUGGAAGCUCAUCACCCGCGACUACCGCUGUCUCGGCACCGGGGACCAGGCGGCCGACAACGAGAGGAAGUCGGAAAUGCUUCCCGCAGGCUGGAAUGCGGACAAGGAUCUCUACACUUUGCGCUACCGACUGAAGGACGAUUCCCAUGACCUGCUGGUGAAGGCCAUCUUGAUGGACAACAGCCUCAUCCUCAACGUCAUGGAUCCUAAAACGCAGAAAGUGGCAGAUUUGACGUUGAAAAUAACCAACUUCGUUGACCCAGAACAUCUGCAAGAUUUCGACAAGGUAUAUCGGAACGUGGAGGACUUACAGACCCAGAUCGUCCAUCACAUACUAUCCCCGUUUGAAACCCUGAAGCGGCCGCCCAUCGCCAAGGAGGAAGAGCCCAAAAGGGAGAGGAACCCCUCACCCCCCAACCCCCCAGACCACGACCCUCUCUGGAUCCCACCUCGGCAUCCUCACGGCAGCCGGCAGCCCAACUGGCCAGAUCCGCUCGAUCCGUUCAAUAUCGGCAGACAAGAUCUGGAUCCUUUGGCAGGCCGAGGUGGAGGAAUGAUCUUUGAUCCACUUCGAUCAGGAUUUCGGAAUCCUGUCCUGGACCCCUCUUCCGGGCUCCCCAGCAGACUCCCCCCUGGUUCCGUUCCUCCAGGGGCCCGGUUUGACCCAUUUGGACCCCCGGGAACCAGCCGGCCCGGGCCUAAUCCCGAUCACCUUCGCCCUCCGGAUUAUGAUGAUAUGUUCAUGUGACGACCGCCAAGAUGCCGCAUCUCUUUCCCGGAAGACCGACGUCUGAUGCUUAUCCAGAAGUGGGGCAGAGUUGGCCUGUCCCGUAGCGGUUUUCUGUCCCGGCCUGCGUGUUUUGGUCCCACUCCUAUAAAACCAAAGAGAAAAAGGCGCACCGUUUUUUCUUUCAGCCUCUGGCCUUUUUCUCUUUCUCCCUCCCAGCAUUUUACGUUCGUUCCAUCCGGGACGCCAAUUUGACGAUCCAACAUUGUGUGGUCCAAAACCAGCGGUGUUUACAAGGCUAGAACUCUUUUUCAAAAGCAGCGAGCAAUGCCAGAACCUCCGGGGAAGGUUCUGUCUAUAUCAGGAUGGUUAACCUGGUUUAAUCCCGAACCCAAUUUGUCAUGAAACGGGGUGGAGCUACACAAGGGUAGAUCAACCGCCAACAUCUUCCUCAUCUCUCGUUUUCAGAUCCUUCCGAUUUCUCGUGGAAACGAAUGGUAUGCCCGUACAGGGAGUUUUUGUCACAUGCCGCCCUAAACUUUGGUGGCGAUGUGAUCCAGCAAAAUGCCCGCCCCCCCCUUUGUCGUGCUUCCAGCCCCCUUAAUUUUCCUACAAACCCCCCCCCCCCGCUUGCCACAACUUCACGGAGUGUGGAGAAACUGAAACGAGAACUUGGAGGUGCCCAAAUACCUGUGGAAAGACCGAGGGGAUUUAACAACUAAUGGGCGGUAUUUGGGCCAAGGCUGCCAGCUGCCGACUGUUGUUUCGGUGAGUUGAGGCUUGUUCAAAGAGCUAAUUUAGUGAGGAUAAAUCUCUGAGCCUACCCCCCCAUCCCACACACACACCCAUCUUCAAACACAACACAACCACACAUGUCUACAACUCCAAAGCUGGCUCAAUUGAACUGGUUUUGCUGGUAGGAGACCUCGGUGCCCAAUUCCACCUGGAAAGACUUCCUGUCACCCCGCUGUCUCCAUUACAGGUUGCAAUUAGUCGUUGCCUUAACAAACAAACAAAACACACAAUAAAAUGAACAAUGAACCUCA
Thamnophis elegans (Western terrestrial garter snake) is the source of this 1942-nucleotide messenger RNA. RefSeq names its product proteasome inhibitor subunit 1 (gene PSMF1). The transcript has 7 exons. Gene Ontology annotation, biological process: proteasome-mediated ubiquitin-dependent protein catabolic process. The coding region runs from base 90 to 917 and encodes 275 amino acids. Lineage: Eukaryota; Metazoa; Chordata; Lepidosauria; Squamata; Natricidae. Gene Ontology annotation, molecular function: proteasome binding; endopeptidase inhibitor activity. The record is from RefSeq and is a predicted model, not a curated record.